Molecule: messenger RNA, 1427 nt
Organism: Papaver somniferum (opium poppy)
Lineage: Eukaryota; Viridiplantae; Streptophyta; Magnoliopsida; Ranunculales; Papaveraceae
Exons: 7
Coding region: 150-1238 (362 amino acids)
Source: RefSeq, a predicted model, not a curated record
CUAAGCUCUUAAAAUUGUUCAUAAUUUUGAACAUUAUUAUUUGUACAGUGCACGCACAUGGAAAAAGAAUUUCUCAAGAAGAAGGAGAAGAUACUGGGAUACUUGCACAACUCGAAAUCUUGAAUAAACCACCUAUCAAAUCGAUUAAGAUGGGUGACGGUGAAGUCUUCGACUGCGUUGAUGAGAAUAAACAACCGGCCUUCGACCAUCCUUUACUUAAAAAUCAUAAAAUUCGGUCGAGACCUACCUCUUCUCCAUUACGUGCAAGCAAUGGAACAUUCUCGUCAUCUUCAUCGGCUACUCAAUCUCCAAAGAUGGUUAAUUUGAGACGUGUGAAAUGCCCAGAAGGAACAGUUCCCAUCCGAAGAACCAGCAAGGAGGAUUUAAUUAGAAUUAAAGCUUUCAUGGAAUCAUCUGAGCUAGUAAGCCCUAUUGUUCAUCCGAAUGAUGAUUAUGAAGUAAAAGAGCCCCCGGGACGACACAUAGCAGCAUACCACUCCCUUCCGGCAACUGAGCCAGAUCAACAUCUAGAAUUUCAUGGAAUCCAGGCCAUGAUGACGGUAGAGAAUCCGUCUGUCGGACCUACUCAACGUAGCGUAUCUUUGGUGUGGCUUGAAUCUGGACCCAACGAUAGUCGUAAUGCGCUUCAAGCCGGAUGGAUGGUGUCACCACAAGUAUUCGGAGAUAAUAAGACACAUAUUUCCGUAUUAUGGGUUUCAUCAACAAGUGGAUGUUACAAUAUCCAAUGCACGGGCUUUGUGCAAAAACACAGAGACUAUUAUGUCGGGCAAGUUAUAGAACACACGUCACAAUACGAUGGGGCGCAGUACGCUAUGGGAGCUUACAUCCACCAGGAUGCUGGAACUGGGGACUGGUGGUUCACUAUUUACGGAGGCAAAAUGAACGCAGACAUUGGAUAUUGGCCCAGAGAGGUGGUUCCUCAUCUUGGUGCCGGUGCUGAUUUAAUGGUAUGGGGAGGGUUAGUUUACAACCACCCACAUGAAACAAGCCCACCCAUGGGAAAUGGACAUUUUCCGGAUGGCAACCCAAAAACGGUUGCAGUAAUGUAUGACAUGCAUUACCUGGAUGGAAACUAUGCAAGUGCAGUGCCGGUUAUAUGGAGUGAUUUCGGAAGACGACAAGACAAUGAUAAUUGCUACACCAUAACCCGCAACGACUUUGAUGAAACUUAUAGGUAUAACAUAUUCUUUGGAGGACCUGGAGGAAAUUGUGACUAAGAUCACAAAAAGUCUCAACAGACCACGCUAAGAUUACAACUACUGUAAUUUUUUCUGUCGGACAAAUUUUAUUAUUUUUAUUGAUAUUCUUAAGUAAUAAGUUGAUAUUCUUAAUUUUAAGUAAUGAUCUACGACUUAUAUAUAAAUCUAGCUAGAUGUUGUGUUAGCUAUUGAAUUUGUGCAAGUUAU